Messenger RNA from Terrapene triunguis (Three-toed box turtle), 764 nucleotides. RefSeq names its product N(G),N(G)-dimethylarginine dimethylaminohydrolase 1-like. The transcript has 4 exons. Gene Ontology annotation, molecular function: amino acid binding; dimethylargininase activity. Lineage: Eukaryota; Metazoa; Chordata; Testudines; Emydidae. The coding region runs from base 120 to 764 and encodes 214 amino acids. Gene Ontology annotation, biological process: positive regulation of nitric oxide biosynthetic process; arginine metabolic process. The record is from RefSeq and is a predicted model, not a curated record.
UGGUGGGCUGCCUAUUCAGGCAGAGCCGCGUGAGCUCUCCCCCGCGGGGACGGACGUGGGUGCGGGGCCCGGCUGCUGUGCAGUGAGCGCGCGGCGGUGCCUGCUACUCGCCUCCCAGCAUGGCCGGGCUGAGCAGCGGCGGCGGCGGCUCCAGCCUGGGACGGUGCAGCCACGCCGUGGUGCGGGCGCUGCCCGAGUCGCUGUCCCAGCACGCGCUGCGGAUAGAGAAGGGCAAGGAGGUGGACUUCGCCCGGGCCGAGCGGGAGCACCAGCUCUACGUCGGGGUGCUCAAGAACAAGCUGGGGCUGCAGGUGCUGGAGCUGCCGGCCGACGAGAGCCUGCCCGACUGUGUCUUCGUGGAGGACGUGGCCGUGGUGUGCGAGGAGACCGCCCUGAUCACCCGGCCGGGGGCCCCCAGCAGGAGAAAGGAGGUUGAUGCAAUGAAGAGAGCACUAGAAAGUCUUAACCUCAACAUUGUAGAGAUGACAGAUGAAAAUGCAACCUUAGAUGGUGGAGAUGUCUUAUUUACAGGCAGGGAAUUUUUUGUGGGUCUGUCAAAACGGACAAAUCAACGUGGUGCAGAAAUUCUGGCUGACACAUUUAAGGAUUAUGCUGUCUCCACAGUCCCUGUUUAUGACACUUUGCAUCUGAAGAGUUUUUGUAGUAUGGCUGGACCAAACCUGAUUGCCAUUGGUUCGACUGAAGCUGCGCAAAAAGCCCUCAAGGUAAAAUGCAUAGGAAAAUUACGUGAGAUAGGUGACUAA